AUGGGAAAAUCGUUUGUCGGGAAGCCGAAACCACUUGGAGCUGACCAUAAAGUGGUCGUCGUGCUUGAUCAUGGACCACGAUUUGGAAUCGACGCCUCUGAAAAGCUGCCCAUUCACGUGAAGGAGCUCGCCGGGAACAAGCAGAAAUUUGUUGCGACCAUCGAGAAAAGUGUAUGGUCGCUAGCCGUUGAAUGUGCCCUCGAGAUGCAUCGUAUUGUUAGCGAUGUUUUCCCGAACAAUAACAAAUUGAUGCGCUUCGUUUUAUCGGAUUGUGUGGGCCGCUUCCUAACGAGUGACACGUCGGAUGUAAUGAAACAAUGGGGCGAUAGUUUGAUCUCAAGAAAUGAGUUGCAUGAGAGCAUCAAAUCGGCCGGCAAACCGUUGACAAGUGAAGAUUCGUCGAUACUCAAUGGUGUCCGAAUGGCUGUGGAUGCCCUCUCACAGAAGACGAAUGCCUACAGGAAAGCGAUCGAUACAGCUCAGAAAAUGGGGAAUCGACCGGGACAAGGCAAGCGCCCACGAGUUCCGAUCCCGAUGAGAGGUGGAAAUUUGGAAGCAAAUAAGCAAAAGAGAGACCAAUUUCUUCAAACAUUCAUUCCAAAUCGAGGCGCAAUCGUUCUAAUGACUUCAUUGAAAAGUGAAGAAGAGCUGAAAAGUCUCGAGGCGGACAUUGUGGAGAUUGUGAAGGGUCGUAACUUGAUUGUUAAGAAUUUGGGUGAUGACAAUUUUUCUCCAAUCGAGGAUCUUCGCUGCUAUAUCAUCAACGUUUACUCGGGAAAUCUUGCCAAUCCACUUCAAAACAAAUCAAUGCAAUCGGCGGACGAUACCGAAUUGGUGAAGAUUCAACUCCUUUCCACUGUAGACACUGGGGAAGCUAUUCAAAUGGUCGUUCAUGCUGUCACUCUCGAUUUGUACAAUCUUGUCUCGACGACAAUCACCGGAAUACCGAUGAAGGAAGAAAGCAUUACCGGACAAUCGGUCAACUAUGAUGUCGAACUUUUCCAUCCGAAAAUCGUCCUUGGAGAGCUACAAAAACACAAAUUACUUGAACCAUCGAGCCAUUUGGUGAUCAACAAGGGAGUCUAUUCGACAAUAAAACUACAAUGGGCAACACCGAAUCCGAAAACUAGAUGGGAUUUGUUCCCCUUUACAUCGCAUUCAUCAAGAGUGAGCCUCGCCGAGCCGAACAGUCGCCAAUCAACAUGCCUAUCGUCGUAUUUGAUGAACGGGCGAAAUAAAGUGAUGCUUGAGGUUUCUCGCCAAGGAGCCGCCGAAUCGUUGACACCAAAUGUUGGUCCGAAAUUGAUCUCUCAAGUGGUGAUGGCUGCUGGUGGAAAUAAGAUGAACAUUCAACAAGUGAUCAUUUCGAAACAAAAUAACGAAGAUCUCCAGAAGAAAGCCUCAAUGAAACCAAUACCCGGGGUUCGCGUAAACGAUUUCAAAAGUCUGAUGAAAGAGACGACACUUUCGGUGAAAACAAUUGAGAAGAAAAUGGAUAAAGAGAAAAUGCCUUCAACUUCGGCGAAGAACGAUCAACCAACCCUAUUGCUGAAGAGACUCACUCGAUUUUGGCCGGUUCAGCAGGAUCAAACCGUUAUUUAUAAUCUUCAAGAGAAAUUCGAAAGAUUCUUUUCCAUUUUGGCGAAACGCGAGCUCUCGGCCGAAGAUUUCGAUAUGGCUAGAGGGGUGAUACUUGAAUUUGUGGCGAGAAAGAGCAGUCCACCGUAUGCAAAUGAUGGAGAGACGGGGAAGAAUGCGGCAAAUCGAACCGAACAAUUUCAAACGGUCGCACAAGAGCUGGCACUUCAUUUGGGAAACUAUGUGAAUCACUCCGAGCAACAUUUGGAGCUAUUCAAUCAACUCAUGCAAUUGACGUUUGUGGAAAGAAGUCUCUCCUUGCCGACCAAUGAUGUGACAAAUGAUGCGAAACGAGAAUGUAUCCAAUCGACUUCGCAAGCUUUGAAAUGGUAUGGAAAUGGUGGAACGGGAGGGGCAUCGACGCCGACUCGGACAUCAUCACGAAGCAAUUCCCCGCAACCGAAACGUGCCUACAAGGAGAAAUAUGUGUGGAAAUCGGGAGAGACACUCAAACUCGGUCCAUGGUUUCAACAACAAGAACAAGCAAAAUAUUGGUCACGAUGGCAGGAUUUCGAGGGAAGAAUUCUGGCUGGCGAUCAACCCGCGAAACUCUACGCCGAUUUGGAUCUCCCACCGCAUUCGAAUAAGAAAACCGAGGUUCCGCUGGGU
Molecule: messenger RNA, 2247 nt
Organism: Mesorhabditis belari
Lineage: Eukaryota; Metazoa; Nematoda; Chromadorea; Rhabditida; Rhabditidae
Source: the annotation of a GenBank genome assembly